Enterospora canceri is the source of this 1506-nucleotide messenger RNA. The record is from the annotation of a GenBank genome assembly. Lineage: Eukaryota; Fungi; Microsporidia; Enterocytozoonidae.
AUGCAUGAAUGCACUGUAUGCAAUAAACUCAGGAGACUGAACACAACAAAUAAUUCACCACAGUGUUCAUGUAAGAAUAAACAGCACCUAUUCCACUCAAACCACCCAGAAACCACGAUUGAAGAAUCACAAACCAUUCUGGUUCAGUUACUACCAGAAUAUCAAAUGAACACAAUUGAAAUUGUUCUACAGAAUGAAUUAUGCAAUAGAGCAGAACCUGGUGAAGUAUACGACUUCGUUGGCCAGGUUGAAAUUCAACUGAAAGGAGAGAGCUACCACACAUUUCUUGUUGCAAACAACAUAAGAAGACACAUCAGAGAAAGAGUCGAAAUCAACAAAGAGGAUUUCAUUGCAUUUUCAAAAAAGAAGAAUUUGAUGGGGAUAUUGAUCAAUAGCGUGUUUGAAAACAUAGCAGGCAAUGAACUGAUAAAGGCAGGAUUAUUGAUGGCCAUGUUUGGUGGAACUGAAAAAUACACUGGCUCAGUUGCAGUAUCAGAUAAAAUCCACGUACUGAUCAUUGGUGGAGCAGGAUUAGGAAAGACUAAAACACUCAAAGAUUCCGCUAAAGCAGUCACCAACUCAAAAUACUUUACAGGUGAAAAUGAUCAUCACUUUCUAUCCAAUAAAACAACAACAAGAAAGAAGCAACAUUCUACCAAAUGUGGAAUAAUCAAAUUGGCACAAAAUGGACUAUGUUGCAUUGAUAACCUGGAAGAAAUCAGAGAUCUGUACAAUUUGAGUGACAUUCUUCUGAAUAAUACAACAGUUGUAGCCACAACCAGAUCAAAAAACAACACCUUUGAUUCCACCAAAACCAUAAAAGAGAAUACGAAUCUGCCUACCGAUGUCCUUGAUUGCUUCAAUCUGACAUUUGUGAUCAAAGACACACUCACCACGAAAGAAAACUACGAAAUCAGUAGCAAAAUGCUAAAGAGAAUCGAAGGCAGCUUCGUUACCAACUUCAACAGCAGUUGCACCACCGAAACAACAACUAAACUGGAUAAGUUGUUCCAGAAGGCAAGAAACACUCACAGUUUCUACAAGGAAACAGAUGAAUCAGUCAAUAUCAAUUUCAUCAGGGGAUAUAUUGAAUACGCCAAAUCACAUUGCAAACCAAGGUUGUCUAGAGAAUCACAAGAGCAUCUCAUUGCCUAUGCCAGAGAGAACAAACUCACAACCAAAUCACUUGAAACCCUGAUCAAUAUCACUGAAUCAAAUGCAAAAAUGCACCUGAUGAGCACCACUGACCUAAAUUGCGCAAUGUUUGCUACCAAAAUAUUCAAAGAAACCAGCCAGACAAAGACAGUCACCAAAUCAAAGGUGAAAAUUGAAGAUGCUCUCAAAAACUACAGGGCUGAAUUCGGAACCAGAAUCAACAAGGCCGCCCUGAUAAAAAUCAUUGAGGAAACCAACGAUGAUACCAAUGUGCAUAAAAUACUAGAUAAGCUUAAUUAUAGGGGAAUAAUUAUCAGAAGAAACAAGGAGGAGUUUAAGAUUGAUUUGUAG